Molecule: messenger RNA, 1848 nt
Organism: Ceratitis capitata (Mediterranean fruit fly)
Lineage: Eukaryota; Metazoa; Arthropoda; Insecta; Diptera; Tephritidae
Gene: BHD
Product: folliculin
Exons: 5
Coding region: 433-1815 (460 amino acids)
Biological process (GO): positive regulation of TORC1 signaling; positive regulation of GTPase activity; positive regulation of transforming growth factor beta receptor signaling pathway
Cellular component (GO): cytosol
Molecular function (GO): GTPase activator activity
Source: RefSeq, a predicted model, not a curated record
CUCAAAUAUCCUCGGUACUGCGAACUCGGUAUAAACGCAUACACUACGCGACAAGCGAUAGGCCCUCGAACAUAUGAAGUGCGUUACCAUACGGAAUAGCAAAAAAUAUUUUCACCGUGUGACUUGAAUGUGUUCAGCUUUAAAUUUAUUUUUCUUAAUUUUCAUAUACGUUCUUUAGCAAUGGUUUGCAUUGACUGUAUAACGUAAAUUUUCUACCGCGGCGGUGAAGUGUCUUUCUACCAGAGAACGUAUAAUUGUUGUAUUUAUGUUCUCUGCACCAAACAGCUGGUGGCCUGUGGUGGCUUAUUGCGAAUGAAAAGUAAAGCAACGCACGAAUUACCUAACUCAACAAACAAAGCCAUAUAAAUUAUAUUAAGUAAAUUUUGUAUAGUUUCUUUAUCUAACAAUUUAAUAUACUCGAGUAUUAGUAUUAUGAACGCAGUUAUUGCUUUGUGUCAUUUCUGCGAAGCACAUGGACCUAGCGCAAUAUUUUGUACACAAACCUUGCGGGACACAAAACUUGAGGAGCUACAUUUGGAUCAACAGCAAGUAGAAAACAAAUUGUGUUCCGCGUGUAAUUCUCUCGGACAAACUAACGGUUUGUACAGUAAAGACAAUGAAAGCGGCGCUACUUUUUUAAGCACACAAGUAGCCGCUUUGCCUGAUGUACAAAUAUUAGUCAAACAGGCGGCAGUACGAAGCCUUAGCUGUGAAAUAAAUUCGAAUAAGGAUGGAGGCUUCGUGUUUUUCGGUGACUCCGCAAGAGGUCAUGUUCUGAGUCAUACAUUUCAAGUUAACGACUUGCAGGCUCGCGGUUUCUACCAGCUGUUUUCAAUUAUUGUGUUAAUGAAAGAUAAAUAUUUUCUUUUGAACACAAAACCGUUUCUAGCAGAGCACCUACGCAAAGUUUCUUCAGAUAUACAAGCGUCCGCUAAAAAAAUUAACGAUGACACAAAAGAAUUGCCCCGCCAACGACGUCUAUCCAGCGCACAGGUUUUGGUACAAACACCACGCUCCUUGAUCGAACUAACCGGAGAGGAUAAUAUUUUCGCAUUUCUACAUUCACACUUUUCAUGGAUAUUGUUAGCUGGUUCUAGAUUCCUUACAGAACAUGUUACAUUCGGUAAUUUGCCAUGGUUGCCACCACAAAGCAGCGAUCGUCCUCCCCAACAGCGUCUAACGUACAAUAUAACAUUACCAAUGAUACAAAAGUACGAAGAAACCAUUAAUGAUCCGGAACGUGAUGAGUUUUACUCACUGCGACUUGUAAAGGAUAUUGUCCGUCGUGAAUUUAGUACUACAGUUUUUUGUGCAUUAACAGGAAUAAAGAUAAUUGUACGUGGAAGUUCUGAUCGUACAUUAAACUUUAUGCUUUGUUUAAAAAAACUCCUCCCGGAACCAAUGCAUAAUCUCAUGCGCAUUGAUGCGCAACAUCAACACUCCAUUAGUUCCGAUUAUAAAAUCAUUUCAGUAUCGAAUGAAAUAGCGGUGCCUAUGGCAUGCAGCUCGGUCUAUCGUAUAGAUUUUCUAGAUGAUUCAACAGACGGUAACAAAGCUUGCGUAAAAUGGCCUGGGGAAAUACCAAGAAAAUGGCCAGAUUUAAUGGUUAAGCUGAUGAAGGCAGUAGAUGAAAAGCGUUUCACACCUUUGGUACUGAAUAAGCAAACAAAAGUUCUAAUCGAGGAAUGGAAAAAUAAAGUCAUAUGCUUAAAUCGUGCAAAGUCGUCUAAUGGUCAAGCGAAGUUGCGAAAAGUGUUGGGCGUGCAACCACAGGAUCAACCAUUAAUAAAUUAUUGGAGCGGUCAUUUGCAAUAAAAUGGAAAUCAAAAUAAAAAGUUUUAGUAAUUA